This is a messenger RNA of Rotaria socialis, 963 nucleotides long. The record is from the annotation of a GenBank genome assembly. NCBI's taxonomy places the organism in Eukaryota, Metazoa, Rotifera, Eurotatoria, Philodinida, Philodinidae.
AUGAGUGGUUACCUAGGCGUAGAUGUCGUUCGGGAUUCAAGAUUUAAUAAUGAAUCAAAGACGUAUACACAAUUUUUACGAACUGGUUUUCCUCCACCAUUUGAUAUUUCAAUAGCGGGUAUUCGUGAAAGAGCUGAAGCACUACAUAAAAAAAUUAAUGAAAAACUUAUUGACAAAUUUAAAGGAAAAGAACAAGAAAAAAAUGUUCGAAUUAAUAAUGAUUUAGAAAUACCAAUUACAAUCUACACACCAAUUGAUGUUAAGAAAGAUAAGAUGGUUAUAUUUUUUCAUGGUGGAGGAUGGACAGUGAACAGUCGAAAAACACAUCAAACUAUUGUUAAUAUGCUUGCUGAUGCAACAAAAACGAUAUGGAUUUCAGUUGAAUAUCGUCUUUCACCUGAAUAUAAAUUUCCUAUAUGGCUUGAUGAUGCAUGUGAAGCUACUCGACAGAUUCUUGCCAAUAAAAACGAUUACGGUGCUGAUGAAACGACAAAGAUUGGCGUUGCAGGUGAUAGUGCUGGCGCUGUCAUAUCUGCAUCAAUUUGUCAUGAAAUUAAGAAUCUUGAUUUUCAGAUUCUUAUUUGUGGCCAAUUUGACUUUUUCCAUAAAUUACCAUCACGUACAGAAUUUAAUCAUAAUAUUUUCGUUAUAACGCGAGAUGUACUUGAUUGGUUUUCUUCAAAUGCUUUUCGUAAUGACGAUGACAAGAAAAAUUCAAGAGUUUCACUAUUAGAUAAGGAAUCAUUCGAUUCAUUACCACCCUGUUUAUUCAUUGCUGCUGAACUUGAUCCAGUACGCGAUGAUAGUUAUAAUUACAAAGAACUACUUGAAAAAGCAGGAGUGAAAACAAAAUUUGUUUUGAUUAAAGGCGUUGUUCAUCCGUUUUUUAGCAUUCCAGGUAUAUUUAUAAAAUCAUGUCAAGAAGUAAUUGAAACUGUUCAAGAAUUUAUGGAAAACCAAUAA